Messenger RNA from Linum tenue, 305 nucleotides. Lineage: Eukaryota; Viridiplantae; Streptophyta; Magnoliopsida; Malpighiales; Linaceae. The record is from the annotation of a GenBank genome assembly.
UUUCAUUUAUUACAUUGGCAAUACAAGAAAAUUAGAAUACAGAAACACACAUAUAUAGAGAUCAAUCUUUGUGGACCCUUUAUUAUAAACAAACACAAAUCUCUUCGCAAAAUAACAAUAGUGCUUCAAACUGAAAGCCUUUCAUCAUUUCAAAUCAAAUGAUGCCAUGGUUUAUCUCGAUGUCAAGUAGGUAGUUCGACCUAGUAGUGCGAUGGAGGAGGGGGUGAUGAAUAGUAGUAGGGAGACGGUGAAGGAGACUUCUUAGGAGGAGGAGGGGACGAGUAAUGGUAUGGUGGCGGUGGAGA